AGGGUUUGUAUACAUGAACCAGUAUGGCGCGACUUCGAUAACCGAUCAUUUCUGAUUUCAUCCUCCGUCGACCCUUAGCAUUGCACGAGAAAACCCUAGUUUUCUACGAUGGUGAACUGGAGGAUUAGGCAAGAAUGGGAGGAAUACGAUCUCCAAAGCUCAUACGCUGACAAUCCAUGUAUGUUCUCGAUACGAUUGAACUAUGGUGGAGUUUUUACGAAGUUUCCAGGCCGCAAAUACAUAAAGGGGAAGAUGAAAUAUAUUGAUGGCAUUGAUAGUGACUUGUUCUCGGUGCAUGAUAUGGACGAGAUAAUGGAAUUGCUUGGUUGUGUGGAACCAGGUAAAAGUAUUUAUUAUCAUUUCAAACGACCAACCUGGGAUUUAGAUUUUGGGUUAUAUGCUUUGGGUUGUGACGAAGAUAUAAACCACUUUAGGUCAUACGUGUAUGAACACAAGGUGAUAGAAGUGUAUACAGAGUUUUGGGAAACCAAGCUCCAUACGUAUCAAAUGUCCCCAAACCCUGCAAAGAUAAAGAUACACGAAAUUCCUGAGUCCCUUUGUCGUAAAAGCUUGUUAUUGACAUGGUCAAAUUCAGGGGAUUGUCCUAGUGAAGAAGCCCCUGUUUUUGAGAAUGUAGAAACUAUGGACGAACCCCCUAGUACAUUACUUGAAACAACCUUGGAACAACCCCUUGUUACAUUGAGUGAAACAGUUGAGUCAACCCCUGCCUAUAUACCAAGAAUUGAAAGCCCUUUGACUGAACCAAUGAUAGGAAGCACAUGUCCUAAUGUUGAUGGUUGGGAUGAUACAUUUGAAUGGUGUGGGACUCCUAUGGAACAAGAUGAACCAAAUAGUGAAAAAGCAGGUGAAGACAGUCAAGCUAGUAAAGACAGUCAUGAUAGUGAUGACACUGAAGAUAGUGAAUACAGUCAAGAUAGCGAUUACAUAGUUGAUGAAGAUAAUUUGUUAGAUGAUCCAGAGGUUGAUAUGAAGAACUUUCACCUCAACAUUGACAAAGAGGUGGAGUGGGUUGGAAGUUUUCCUGAUGAUCGAGAUGAAGCAGUAGAAGGUGAUGAAGAAUUAGAGGUUAUAAACACUGAAGAAUUUGUAUCUGCAUCUUCAUCAGAUGAGGGUGAAGCUAGUAAAAAAAGGAAGAAGAUAAGAGAUUUACGAAGAGCACAUAAGAAUGAAGCAGCUGCUAUCAAAGAUCCAUUUUACAUCCACCAGACUUUUAGCACAGCCAAGGAAGUUAAGCAACAAAUUUAUCUUCAUUCCAUACAGAGUAGAAGGGAGUUAGACUUCGUCAAGAAUGACAAAAAUAGGAUUAGAGUGGUUUGCAAAGGGACAAUACCAAACCUUGGGAUAUUAGAAACAGGUGGGACCAGCAAAAGUAAUGACAAAGUGGGACCAAGUCAAAAGAAAAAGAAAGUGAAAGAUGGUUCUGUUCAUAAAUGCCCAUGGGUCCUACUAGUGAGUAAGUGGAAAAAAGACAUUAACUGGACUGUUAAGACCUAUGAAAAGCAACAUACGUGCCUUCAAACAAGGAAAAUUAGGGCAUGUAACUACAAGUUUCUCUCUGAACAGAUUGUUGACACAGUGGAGGCAAACCCAGAAAUACCACUUAGAGCAUUACGUGAGAUGCUUGAGAAGAAAUACCAACUUGGAUUGUCAGACAUGAAAGUUCAUAGGGCGAAAACGAAAGCCCUGGAAUCAAUUAGGGGAGAUUUUGCUGCUCAGUACUCAUGUCUAAGAGACUACUUACAGGAGGUGCAGAGUAGAAAUCCAAACACCACAGUCAAACUUCAAGUGCAAAGUGAACCAUGUUAUGCAUCUGAGACCAGGGUAUUUGAACGAGUAUACAUUUGUCUUGGUCCACUGAAAAGUGGAUUUGCAGCAGGGAAAAGAGAUUUACUAGGGCUUGAUGGUGCAUUCAUGAAGGGUCCAUACCAUGGUAUGAUCCUGACAGCAGUGGUAUGUGCAUAA
This is a messenger RNA of Lactuca saligna, 1983 nucleotides long. The record is from the annotation of a GenBank genome assembly. Lineage: Eukaryota; Viridiplantae; Streptophyta; Magnoliopsida; Asterales; Asteraceae.